AUGAAGAGCCUCGGUCGAGACGAUCGGCCACCACCACCACCUUUACGAUCAAGCAGCAGUAAUAUUGGCGGUCAAAAUGUCGUUGGCUUGAAACCAUUGCCGAAAGAACCCACAGAUACAAUGCAGAAAAAGAAAAAAUCGUUAGGAAUGAAUCCAUUUGGCACAAAAAAAAAGGAAAAAGAGAAGGUUUCUGAUAAACCGGUGAUUUCGGAACCGUCAAACUUUGAGCACACGAUCCACGUCGGCUUCGACGCGAUCACUGGAGAGUUUACGGGUAUGCCAGCCGAUUGGGCUCGUCUCCUCAAAGACUCACAAAUCAGCAAGCUCGAACAGCAACAGAAUCCACAGGCAGUGUUGACGGCUCUCCGCUACUACACUCGGGAUCACGAGCCGACCGAGAAAUGGAUGCAGCCACAGUAUGAGUCUGGGGGAUCAGGCUCUGGUUAUUCACCCCGAAGCACAGAAACGUUUUCUCCAAAAAGUCCCUACGGUUUACCGCCAAUCUACAAUAAUGCACAAAGGAUUUUAGGACCAACUCCAUCAAAGUCAAAUGUUUCCUAUAUGCAAGAUCGAACGAGUAUGCCACCAAAUUAUGCCCCACCGGCGCCUCCAGAAGACGAUGAAGCACCGCCACCGGUACCCGAUCGACCCGCGAGAACGUUGAGCAUUUACACAAAACCGAAAGAAGAAGAAGACAAGGAAAUGAAUGGCGGUUUUGGGGCAAAUGUGCAUCGAGUUGGGACAAAGAAAAAGAAAAUGAGCGACGCGGAAGUUGUGGCCAAAUUGAGAACGAUUGUUACGAUCGGGAAUCCAGAUAAAAAGUAUCGAAAAGUCGACAAGAUUGGAUGCGGUGCAUCUGGUUCAGUCUAUACGGCUGUUGAGGUUUCCACUGGUCAAGAAGUCGCUAUUAAACAAAUGAUCUUGCAGAAACAGGUGAAAAAGGAAUUGAUUAUCAACGAGAUUCUGGUGAUGCGAGAGAAUAAACAUCCAAAUAUUGUGAAUUAUUUGGAUUCUUAUCUUGUUGGGGAAGAGUUAUGGGUGAGUUUCAAAUAUUUGGCUGGUGGAUCGCUUACCGAUGUUGUCACUGAAUGUCAAAUGGAAGAGCAAAUGAUUGCGGCCGUUUGUCGAGAGGUGUUGCAAGCUCUCGAUUUCCUCCACAGUCGUCACGUGAUUCACCGCGAUAUCAAAUCCGACAACAUUUUACUCGGCAUGGAUGGAUCAGUGAAAUUAACUGAUUUCGGUUUCUGCGCUCAAAUCUCUCCCGAACAGAACAAGCGAACGACAAUGGUCGGAACACCAUACUGGAUGGCGCCUGAGGUGGUGACGAGGAAACAGUAUGGUCCAAAGGUUGAUGUCUGGUCGCUGGGGAUUAUGGCGAUUGAAAUGGUUGAAGGAGAGCCGCCGUAUUUGAAUGAGAAUCCGAUUCGGGCAAUCUACCUGAUAGCCACGAAUGGAAAGCCGAAAUUCCCGUCCAGGGACACCCUGUCGCCUAUAUUCACGCAAUUCAUCGACGCGGCUCUCGAGGUGUCGGUGGACGAGCGCUGGUCGGCCGCGCAACUCCUCACUCAUCCAUUUCUGCGACAAGCGAAACCCCUCGCCUCUCUCUAUUAUUUAAUCGUCGCCGCAAAGAAAAGUAUCGCCAAUAAUUCA
Mesorhabditis belari is the source of this 1650-nucleotide messenger RNA. Lineage: Eukaryota; Metazoa; Nematoda; Chromadorea; Rhabditida; Rhabditidae. The record is from the annotation of a GenBank genome assembly.